GCCGUGGCGAAGCCUGGGGAGCCACCUCUGGCGCUGCCUUUGGAGCAGUUUGGGGCUAUCCGCGUACCUUGGGUGAGAACGGCGUGGUGUGCUCUCUUCGGUGUUGAAGUGGCUACGCUUUUCGAAGCGCUCAAGGAUCCGACAAACGCACAGUUUGUCUUUGUCUCGGACUCGACUGUUCCACUGAAGAACUUCUCGUACGUGCACAAGGAGCUAAUGCAGGUUGCUCCGCAGAGCAGCAAGGUCUGCUUGGCUGAGCCCGCCCGUUUUGCUUUGGCCAAGACGGAGAUGAUGAAGCAGGAAUCAUUGCGCAAAUGCUUCUUCCGCGACUUCUUGCGUGGGAUCAACCCCCGAGCUUUGAAGCACCAUCAAUGGCUGACGCUCACAAGGAGACAUGCGGCAGCCGUGGUCGUGCAUGCAGAGGAUGCCCUGAACAUCUACGAGGAUGCGUGGCUCCAGGCCGCCCCUGACUUGGACAUAGGUGAGGGCUGCUCUGAUGAGGCGGUACCCGUGAUCGCCUUGUUGGCUUCGCUUACUUCGAAAGGCCAGAGCAGUGGGAACACCUGGACAGAUCUCACUCGCUUAGGCGUCGAGCAG
This is a messenger RNA of Symbiodinium pilosum, 597 nucleotides long. NCBI's taxonomy places the organism in Eukaryota, Dinophyceae, Suessiales, Symbiodiniaceae. The record is from the annotation of a GenBank genome assembly.